This is a messenger RNA of Caenorhabditis elegans, 2402 nucleotides long. It is a transcript of the gene alh-6, whose product is annotated as L-glutamate gamma-semialdehyde dehydrogenase. Lineage: Eukaryota; Metazoa; Nematoda; Chromadorea; Rhabditida; Rhabditidae. Gene Ontology annotation, biological process: L-proline catabolic process. The record is from RefSeq and is marked reviewed. The transcript has 6 exons. The coding region runs from base 3 to 1541 and encodes 512 amino acids. Gene Ontology annotation, molecular function: oxidoreductase activity; L-glutamate gamma-semialdehyde dehydrogenase (NAD+) activity.
AAAUGCUCUCAUUCGCAGCUCGACGCUCCUUAAUCACACAAAAAUGCGCCGCCAGCACGUACAGCGGUCUAACAUCGGCGGAUUUUCUCAAAAAGAAGACAAAUGAGCCGAUUUUAGAGUAUCGAAAAGGAAGCAAAGAACGACAGGAUUUGGAGGCAGCGUUGGCGUUCUACAGCAAGAACAUCACAGAAGUUCCAUUGAGAAUUGGCGACAAGAAAAUCACGAAUAAAUUGGAGCAGAAGCAAGUUAUUCCCUCUGACCAUCGUUCAACACUUGCCAAGUACACUUAUGCCACCGGAGAGCAAAUUCAAGAAGCCAUCGAUGUGGCUCUUCAGGCGAGAGGCGCCUGGGAGAGAAAACCGCUUAAAGAACGAGCUGAAAUUUUGCUCCGCGCCGCCGAUUUGGCCGCUGGAAAGUACCGAAUGAAGCUGAACGCCUCCACGAUGCUCGGCCAGGGAAAGAAUAUUAUUCAGGCUGAAAUUGACGCCGCCUGUGAGCUCAUCGAUUUCUUCCGAUUCAACGCGGUUUUCGCUAUGGAGCUGGAGCAUUAUGAGCCGAUUUCCACGAAAAUCACCAAAAAUACGAUGCAGUUCCGUGGAAUGGAGGGAUUCGUCGCCGCAAUCGCACCGUUCAAUUUUACGGCGAUCGGAGGAAAUUUGCCGACUGCUCCGGCGCUUAUGGGUAACGUCUCCCUCUGGAAGCCAUCGAACACCGCCGUGCUCUCCAAUUAUAUAAUCUACGAACUCCUCGAGGAAGCUGGUAUGCCACCUGGAAUUCUCUCAUUCUUGCCAUCAGAUGGCCCCGUUUUCGGUGACGUCAUCACCGCAUCUCCACACUUGAGCGCUGUCAAUUUCACUGGCUCCGUGCCAACUUUCAAGACGAUUUGGAGAAAAGUCGCCGAGAAUUUGGAUAACUAUGUGACUUUUCCGAAACUCAUCGGAGAAUGCGGCGGAAAAAACUUCCACUUUGUGCAUCCAUCCGCCCACGUGGACGCUGUCGCCGCUGGAACCGCCCGUUCCGCCUGGGAAUAUUCGGGACAAAAGUGCUCGGCGUGCUCCAGGAUGUACGCGCCAAAAUCGAUUUGGCCAAAGAUUCUCGAGAAAAUCUCGGCGAUUCACAAAGAGAUCAAGCUUGGAGAUGUUCGCGAUGGAUCCGUCUUUCUGUCGGCUGUGAUCGAUGAUAAGGCGUUUGCCAGGCUCAAGGCCUACAUUGACUUUGCGAAAACCGGAGCCGACGGAGCAAAUGUGGUGCUCGGCGGAAAAUGUGACGACAAAACGGGAUACUUCAUCGAGCCGACCCUGAUCACUGUGACGGAUCCGAAGAGCAAGCUUCUCACUGAGGAAAUGUUCGGACCGGUGGUGACGGUACUGGUCUACGAGGAUUCGAAGGUUGAUGAGGUGCUCGCGACUGUGAAAGACGCGACACCUUAUGGGCUGACUGGCGCCGUUUUUUCGCAGGAUAAGGAGUUCCUUUAUAGGUUGGCAACUACAAAAAAUACAAGUUUUUGCACAGGUUUUCAGGGACUCAAAAAUUUUAUCUAAAAACCCAGCGGAAAGAAGAAAAACUCGAAUUUUCGGGUUUGUUAUGUUCAAAAAUGCUGAAAUUCAACAUUUUAGGCACAAGAAAACUGCCAAAAGUCGAUUUAAAAUUAUUCCCGGAAAAUUCGAAAUCUUGAAAUUCUGUUUUUUCGGCAAUUUUCAAGAAAUUUCUCUAUAACCGAACAAAAUAGGUUAAAAAAUGUCGAAAAACGAUAAUUACACAAUUUCUCCAAUAAAAACCCUCGAAUUUCGUCACAAAUCAAAUGAAAAGCUAGAAAAACUGGCAAAAAUCGAAAAAAAAAAGCGAUAACAACAAACAAAAAAUUUGAAAGCGACAGUAAGAUGUUCCUGAGCGUGGCGAGACCCAACAGUGAAAGUGUGUGUCCCUUUAAAGGGCUACGGUAUUUUUUAUUGGAAUUUUUGUUGGAUUUCGAUCGAUUUUUCGAGAUUUUUGAGGCGAAUUUUUGUGUUAAAAACGUUUUUCAACAAAGUGUUUUUUUUUCUCAGAGCUCGCGAUGUUCUCCGCGACGCCGUCGGCAACAUGUACCUCAACGACAAAUCAACUGGAUCAAUCGUCGGCCAGCAGCCAUUCGGAGGCUCCAGAUUGUCCGGAACCAAUGAUAAGGCCGGUGGCCCCCACUAUGGGCUCCGAUGGACCUCGCCGCUGACGAUUAAGGAGACGUCGGUGUCAUUGACUGACUGGAAAUAUCCAUCAAUGGAAUAAUUAUGUUGUUUUUUUCUUUUCAUUUCCGAUUUUUCUCAUAUUGAGAAUAUAGUUUUCUUUUUGAUUAGGUCAACAAUUAUUGCUUUACCACUGAAUUUUAAUUUUUUUUCCCCCGUGAUCGCAUAAUAAAUUUUGUUUUU